AUGACUGGGAAACGUGGAUGCAAGAGAGAACAGCAGUAUGUCCAGCCGCUGACUUCCAAAUGGACUUAUUUAGCAUCGACAAACGAUUUGAACUCUAGGAUAUACUUAAAAAUGUUUGGAAAAUAUUUACUACAGGGUGUGCCACCAGCAAAGGACACUGGCUGGAUGGAGAAUGCAGUGAUGAGUCACGGAAUUCCAAGCACAAAAUGUAUGACAUAG
Molecule: messenger RNA, 219 nt
Organism: Ambispora gerdemannii
Lineage: Eukaryota; Fungi; Glomeromycota; Glomeromycetes; Archaeosporales; Ambisporaceae
Source: the annotation of a GenBank genome assembly